Molecule: messenger RNA, 1245 nt
Organism: Gloeophyllum trabeum ATCC 11539
Lineage: Eukaryota; Fungi; Basidiomycota; Agaricomycetes; Gloeophyllales; Gloeophyllaceae
Product: terpenoid synthase
Exons: 5
Coding region: 109-1122 (337 amino acids)
Source: RefSeq, a predicted model, not a curated record
GACUCAGAAACAUAUAUGAAGACCUCGGGCGGGAUAAAGGGACCAGCAACCUCAGAUAAUUAGGAGUCAUCUCUCCCCCCGUUCAGGACACGUACGAUAUAAAUCAACAUGACCGACACCAUCCUCACUAUCCCCGACACGCUGCGCAACUGGCCCUGGCCGCGGCACUGCAACCCGCACUACGCAGAGUGCAAAAUUGAGUCGGCCAAGUGGUGCGAGGAGUUCCACGCGUUCAGCCCCAAGGCGCAGAAGGCGUUCAACCUCUGCGACUUCAACCUGCUCGCGUCGCUGGCGUUCUCGCUCCUGGACAAGGAGGGCUGCCGCGUCGGGUGCGACCUGAUGAACCUCUUCUUCGUGAUCGACGAGCACACGGAUGUCGCGGAUAUCGAGACAGCAAGGGCGCAGGCUGACACCGUCAUGGACGCCCUCCGGAACCCACACAAACCUCGCCCGCAGGGCGAGUGGAUCGGCGGCGAGGUAGCAAGACAGUUCUGGGCCAACGCAAUAAAACACGCCACCCCGACCGCGCAGGCGCGCUUCGUGCGGACGUUCGACGCGUACAUGGACUCGGUCGUGCAGCAGGCGGCUGACCGGUGCGACAAUUUCGUGCGCGACAUCGCGGGAUACUUCGCCGUGCGCCGCGACACGAUCGGCGCGAAGCCGAGCUUCGCGGUGAACGAGCUGUAUCUGAACAUCCCGGAGGAGGUGAUGCGGCACCCGGUGAUCGAGAAGCUGAGCGAGCUGUGCAUCGAUAUGCUGAUCGUCGGGAACGAUCUGUGCUCGUGGAACGUCGAGCAGGCACGCGGCGACGACGGGCACAACCUCGUGACGGUCGUGAUGCGCCAGUUCCACAUGGACGCGCAGGAGGCGAUGGACUACAUCGGCGCGCUGCACGACGAGCUCGUCGACGAGUUCCUGCAGACGUGGCACGCCAUCCCCACCUUCGGCGGCCCGCUCGACCGCGAGGUGCGCAUCUACUGCGACGGGCUGGGCAACUGGGUGCGCGGGAACGACGCGUGGAGCUUCGAGAGCCAGCGGUAUUUCGGGCUGCAGGGCCCCGAGAUCGAGCGCACGCGCAAGUUCCGCCUGCUGGACAAGGUGCCGAUGGCCCCGACGCUAUAGACGUGUCGUAUGAUACUACCGCCUUAGCAGUAUCUACUAUGUAUAUGCCCGCUAUGAGUGCAGCAUAAAAUGGGAUAAUGGGAUUGGAGCGGGCCUUGGAAUAUAUUAUAUCUUGCCAUUUUC